Molecule: messenger RNA, 1269 nt
Organism: Branchiostoma belcheri (Belcher's lancelet)
Lineage: Eukaryota; Metazoa; Chordata; Leptocardii; Amphioxiformes; Branchiostomatidae
Product: gamma-aminobutyric acid receptor subunit beta-2-like
Exons: 8
Coding region: 5-1048 (347 amino acids)
Biological process (GO): regulation of membrane potential; chemical synaptic transmission; signal transduction
Cellular component (GO): membrane; GABA-A receptor complex; neuron projection
Molecular function (GO): neurotransmitter receptor activity; GABA-A receptor activity; extracellular ligand-gated monoatomic ion channel activity
Source: RefSeq, a predicted model, not a curated record
CACCAUGACUAUGAUGCUGAGUCAGAGCUGGAUCGACCCCCGCCUGGCCUUCAACUCAAGCUCCGUGUCGGAGAUCCCACUGGCCGGCGCCACAGCGGAGAAGAUUUGGAUUCCUGACACUUUCAUCCUGAAUGAUAAGAAGUCCUUUAAGCACACCGUGACUGCCCACAACAGGCUGUUGAGACUGUCCUCCGAUGGAAAAGUUCUGUAUAACGUUAGAAUAACCACGACAGCAGAGUGCAAGAUGCGACUGAAAAAGUUCCCACUUGACACGCAGACUUGCACCCUGGAACUAGGAAGCUACGGGUACGCCAACCGUGACGUGGCGUAUCACUGGAGAACAGACCAGGAACCUGUGCGCGGCAUGAAAGACGUGGAAUUAGCCAAGUAUUCUAUAGUGAGGUUCGACACUCUUACGGGAAACGUCACCAGGGAUACAGGUAUUUAUUCGUGGAUUUGUCUGAAGUUCAAGAUGAAUCGAGACUUCGUGUACUUCAUGAUACGGACUUUUCUGCCGUGCGUUCUGCUCGUGGUUCUCAGUUGGGUCUCGUUCUGGAUCCAUCACGAAGCCGUGCCGGCCAGAAUAGCCCUGGGAAUCACCACCGUGCUGACCAUGCAGACGCUCAUGUCUGGAGUGAAUGCAUCGCUGCCGCAGAACGCCGAGAUCAAAGCCAUCGACGUCUACCUGCUCGGCUGUUACGUCUUCGUCUUCGGCGCCUUGUUGGAGUACGCGCUCGCGCACAACCUCUAUCGGGGCACGAAGGCGGCGGCUUUAAAGGCUGCGACGGCGCCACCAGCACCGGAAGGCGGAGGGAAGCACGGUAAGAAGAAAGGGAAGGGCAGUUCGUGCUCUGAGAACGGCGCGGCGAGCGGACAGAGCCAGGCAGCCGCUGCCGCCGUGCUGGCCAAACUCUCAACAGGAAACUCGGUGGACAGACACGCCCGCUGGCUGUUCCCUGUGGCGUUCGCCCUGCUGAACGUCGUGUACUACGUGGUGUACUACUACCUGCCAGAGAAUGACAUAGCGUCCCUUUUUAUACAAUAUUAAGAGCCAACAUGUCAGGCAGGCACGCAGGGCAUCACACUACAUCUAUUCCAUCUCAUGGCACGCGUUCAUCUCAUGAUCUCAUGUCACAUGUGAACUUCAUGAUCAUAGGAAGACUUUAUACAUUUCAUGGCAUGUGUUCACCUCAGAGGCAGGGCUCGAAAUUCAUUAUUAGGAAUAGGUGCACUGGUGCAUCCAACCUCAAAAAUUAGGUGCACAAAGAU